This is a messenger RNA of Tetrahymena thermophila SB210, 2445 nucleotides long. RefSeq names its product Mif4g domain protein. The transcript is spliced from 6 exons. The record is from RefSeq and is a predicted model, not a curated record. Gene Ontology annotation, cellular component: eukaryotic translation initiation factor 4F complex. NCBI's taxonomy places the organism in Eukaryota, Ciliophora, Oligohymenophorea, Hymenostomatida, Tetrahymenidae. Gene Ontology annotation, molecular function: translation initiation factor activity; mRNA binding; protein binding.
AUGUCUGAUACAACUACUUCAUUACCUAAAUUAAGAAAACCAUUAAAAUUUAAAUAAGUAGAAUUCAAUCCUGAAACUGCAAAAGAGAUUACUUAACCUGUUUUGAAUACUACUAAUAUUGAAGUUGAACAAAAAAAACAUGCUGACUAAGUAGAAUAAGUUAAUAAAGAUUAAAAGAAAGAAAAGAAAGUAUUAAAAUUAAAGGCUCCUAUUUAAGCUUAAAUCAACGGUGAUACAAAUGAUCACAAAGAAGAACCCUAGGUUGUUGAAUCAUAGACAACCAGCAUCCCUCCUGUAGUAAAUCACAGAGCUGAAGAAAUUAUUAAGCCUGUAGAAGAAUAAGUUGCUCCUCAGCCUGUCAAGACUGUGAUUACUUUUGAAGUUAUCUCAUACUUCUUGGAUAAGGAUUUAACUUUUGAAGUUGAAGAUGAUGACAGAAAGACUUUCGACAAGAGACUUGUAACCUUCAUAAAUAGAAAGUAUGAAUAAAGUUCAUCCAAAGAUUAUGUCAGCAGAAACAAUAACAGAAACUAGACCAGCAAGGUUAAUGGUUCUUACAAUAAUAACAAGCCCUACGUUAAGCAAGGCCAAAACACCCCUAACACAUUCCCCACAGCUGAAGGGGGUAUUACCAGAAACGAUAGCAAGAGAUACACUUAACCCGCAUUAAUCAAGGGCAACAGCAGUAAUUAAUAAAUUUCAAGACAAAAAGAAGAUAUCGACAUUAUCGAAUUCAAGAUGAAGCUAAAGAAGAACGCCUCUUAAUUCACUGAACAUGCCAAGACCUUGAGAACAGACGAAUUUAAGAAAUAAAUCAGCGAAAUCAGAUUAGAUUUAAAUAUUUUAACUCCUACUAACUUCGAAGUCAUUAAGAAGAAAUUAUUCGACCUCGCUAUGACCAACGAAAAUCUUUGUGAAUACGUUGUAGAAGGUAUCAUCGAAAAGGCUAGAACUGAAAGAACUUACUCUCAAGUUUAUGCUGAUUUAUGCAAAUAUAUGAUCGAAUAAUCCAAGAAGUUGCCCAGCGAAGCUCAAUAAAAGGUGUUUAAAAGCCAUCUCUACACCAACAUUCAACAAACAUUUGAAGGAGAAAAGGAUAUCUUCAACAAUAAAAUGACUUUUGCCAAAUAAAAAAGACUCGAAGAUAUGAAGAGCGAUGAAGAAAAAAAAUUAUACUUUGCUGAUAAAAAGAAAAGAGAAAUGUUAAAUGUUAAGUUUAUUGGUAAUCUUUUCUUAAACAAAUCUAUGAACUUCGCUAUUCAAACCAUUUGCUGCAGUGAACUCUUAAAGAGAUUCAUUAAAGGCUACUGUGAAGUCAGUGAUGAACAAAGAGAUAAAGAAUAAGUAGAAGAAGCCCACUAUGAAGAUCAUCUUGAAGCUCUUAUUGCUCUUUUUGAAUAAACUGGCUAGAAGAUGGAAGAAAAGUACGUUGAAAGCAAGAAAAAGAGUCAAUAAUCUAGCGAACCCUCUUCUAUCCUUUCCAGCGUUAUUUCUUUAAUCGAAAAGAGAAAGGUCGAAGAAGUUUUAGAAAACAUCGAAACUCUCAGCUUCGAAGAUUACUUUACAAUCUUCGAAUGGUUGAAGAAGAAUAAAAAGAUUUCUCCUAGAAUCUAUUCUUUGAUCACCAACUUACUUGAACGUAAGGGUGAAGGCUGGAAGGAAAGAUUGAGCACCUAAACUGGUCCUCAAAGUCUCUAAAACUUGCACAAGAAACAUGAAGAAGAAAUGAAACAAAACUAACUCGAACUUCAAAAGUACGAAUAAAAGUAAAAGCAAGGUGGUAACCACAAAGAGAGAGGCUAUCAAAGAAAAGACGACAAGAAGAGAUAAACUGUCAACAACAGUCAAGCUAAUGGCAAAUUAGACGAAAAGGCUGGUAUUGUUAGAGCCAAAGAAUUCUGGGGUUAUUUAGACGCCAAGGUUAAAAUUUAGGAAGACUAUGGUGUUGCCAACGCUGUUAACGACUUAAAGCAAUUAAAGGAAGAUGUUAUUGAUCCUGUUAUUUUUGGUGAAGUUUUGAUUAAGACUGUUUAUGAUUGCAACAAAGCUCAUAAGGAUGAUAGAAUGCAAGUAGCUAAGGAAGUAUCUACCAUUAUUACUCCUGAAUAAUUCUUCAAAGCCUUCAAUGACAGACUCAACAAGAGCAAAGAUGAAAGCUCUGAUUUCCCUCUCUUCUUAGAAUUCCUUUCUGAACUUUUUGUCCACUAUUACAACCAAUCUUUAAUCCAAUUCAAUCAAUUAAAGAUCAACUAUAAACCUGAUUACGAUGAAUACGAUCAAGAAGAUCUUAAUUUCGUUUACAUGCAAUUCUUCGAAGAAUGUAUCAAACUCCUUAAAAAAUAAGAGUCUUUCAAUGCCUCUGAAUUCAUUAAAUCUCAAAUUGACCCUGUUCUUAAGGGUAAAGAUAGCCGUUAUGAUGACUGGGUAAAAGAAAACAGCUAGUGA